CAUUCUUCCACUGUUAGUUUAGCGCUCUAUACUUUUAUUUAUUUAUUUAUUUAUGGACUUGCUAUAAGGCUGGACUUCUACUGAGUGGCCAGGAUGGACAAUGACAACAGCAUGAGUUCAGACAAGGUAAUGGACACUAAGGCGGUAUUUACAGCCCUGUAUGAAGUGUGUGAGGAGAAUGCCACCUUCUUUUCUGGGGGGCCGAAGGGGCCGACGGGUGAUGCUGCACAGAAACUGGUAGAUGCGAUGCUGACCAUUCAGACACAUGCACGCAGCCUGGAGCCCGUUAUCUCUGGAUUUGCUGCCAUUUACCACCACUUUGACUUUGACCCUCACAUUCCUGCCAAUGGAUACCGCUCAUUAGUGAAGGUGGUCCGAUGCUGUCUCCUCCACAUUAUCCACAAGGGCCGCUACAUUGCGUCCAACAGGCGGAGCAUCUUUUUCCGUGCUGCUCAUAACGCUGGAGAGAUGGAGGCGUAUUGCAGUGCUCUGUGUCAGCUCAGGGCUCUGCUCUACCUGGCCCAGCGACUGCUGCAUGACAACAGCCACGGAAAUCUCUUCUUCCAGGAGGAGACUGGACUCAGCCAGAGCUUUCUAAGAGAGUACGCCUCCAUGCACAAGGGCUGUUUCUAUGGCCGCUGUGUUGGCUUCCAGUUCACUCCAUCGAUUCGGCCGUGUCUACAGAGUAUUGCUAUAGGCCUGGUCUCCUUUGGAGAGAAUUACAAGAAGCAUCAAUCUGGAAUAGUGGAUUCAACAGCUAUUGCAACAUAUGGUGUUGCUGCUAGUUCUUUUUUCACCUCAGGAAAAUUUGCCAUUGAUCCAGAGCUGCGGGGUCAGGAGUACGAGCGCAUCACUCAGAACUUGGACGUUCAUUUCUGGAAGACCUUUUGGAACGUUACUGAAACUGAAGUCCUUGCGGGUUUGGCCAGUAUGACUUCUACUCAAGUGAAGGUGAAUCGUGCCCUCUCUGUGCCACCUGUGUCCUUCGACCUCCCACUGGCGGCUGAUCCCACCCACACAGUAACAAUCUCUCCUCCUGUGGCCCAUAUUGGCCCUGGCCCAGUCCAGAUGAGACUCAUCUCUAAUGAACUGAGGGAGGGACAGGACAGUGAGAAGUUGUUGGCGAUGGCUCGUUCUGAGGGCAUCUCUCUGGGCAUCAAGCCUAAAAGGAGUCCCCCAUCACCUUGGCUUGUGGUGCACUACCAUGGAGGAGGAUUUGUGGCACAGACGUCCAAGUCACAUGAGCCCUAUCUGAAGAGCUGGUCUCAGGACCUCAACGCUCCAGUCCUGUCAGUAGACUAUUCUCUUGCUCCAGAGGCCCCAUUCCCAAGGGCUUUGGAGGAGUGUUUCUAUGCCUACUGCUGGGCCAUUAAGCACCACAACCUUCUCGGUUGGACUGGUGAGCGCGUGUGUCUGGCUGGUGAUAGUGCAGGAGGUAACCUCUGUGUGACCGUAUCAAUGAGGGCAGUGGCUCAUGGAGUGCGCUUGCCGGAUGGUAUCAUGGCCGCCUAUCCUGCCACCUUGCUCACCGCCUAUGCCUCGCCUUCCCGCCUGCUCAGCCUUAUGGACCCUCUUCUGCCUCUUAGUGUGCUCUCGCGCUGCCUCAGUGCUUAUGCAGGUAUGGACUCACAGGUGGAGAAACAGGUAGAGAAGGUCAGCACUCUGAGCAUGGUAAGGAGAGACACUGCUCUUCUCCUUAGAGACUUCAGACAAGGAGCCUCGAACUGGAUCCAUUCUCUCCUGGACCCCAACAGAGCCAGUUCAGACACUGUGAGGAACAGUGUGUCUGAUGGAACCCUGACUUCUCCACACAAGGAUCCUUCAGCUCCAGAGGCUUUGUCUGACUUCUCAGUGAGGAGAGAGUCUCUGAAAAGUCAGACCUGUCAGAACCUGACUACUCACACCACCAGCUCUACCAGCGCCAACAGUACCACAGUACACCAAAAUCCUGCCCUCAAUCCCACAUCACUCCCAGAGAGCAAGCCAGAGGAUGUCAGUUUCUUCCUUUCCAAAGAAGUAGAUCCCGCUGUGUUGAGAUCGAUCUCCGCUGUAGCUGUACCUCCCCCAGAGAGAGAGAAUGACUGUGAAAACCCCAGAGAAUUUCCUGAGGGCUUUGAGCCACUGCGCUCAGAGCAGCUUGCUGAGAUGAAGGUGGACCCUUCCCCUAUCUUCAGAAAUCCCUACAUGUCCCCCCUGCUGGCUCCAGACAACAUGCUAAAGGGACUUCCUCCUAUACACAUAGUGGCCUGUGCUCUGGACCCCAUGCUAGAUGACUCCGUGAUGUUUGCCAAACGACUGCGGAACGUGGAGCAGCCCGUGACUCUGUGUGUGGUGGAUGACCUCCCGCACGGCUUCCUCAGCCUGUCCCAGCUCUCCAAGGAGACCCGCGAGGCCUCCAACGUCUGCAUGGAGCGCAUCAGAGAGGUCUUCAUCGCGAACGACCCGCCUCCUGAGCUGCGCAAACACCGCAAACUGGAAAGGACGAAUUACGGGGCUUCAGGCACCAGAAGAGCUUCUAACAAGUUCUUUCAGAGGACCACUAGCAAAGAUGGCGGAGAGGGCGUAGUUUGAGGAGCUUUUACUGUAAGAUUUAAAGUGAAGACUGCUUUGUCUUGACUGGGAGAAUGAGAAUGAAGAGAGAAGGAGAAAGGUAGGUCAAGUUGAUGUAUGAAGUGUGAUAGAAGACUUUAUAGAAUCUCUAUGCAACAAUACAGUAGAUCAAGUCUAAUGGUGCAGUAUUGGAUCAAGAAUGUAGCAGUUUAUGUUGUUUUAAGGCACCGGUAAGCACAUAUAGCAAAUGUGAGCACAUAUAAACACACAUACACUCCUCAUCUAACAUAAACAAUGCCACUAUGCCUUUUUACUUUGCUGCUUUGCUAAGUUUAAUACUAAGCUUAUGAAGCUGCUCCAGCCACCAGCAAUGAGGACACUGUUCCUGCCUUCUAUAUCACUACAUUUGCUUCACUCUUACUGCCACUGUACUGCUUGAAGCCGAUUGGUCCUCCCGACCUGAUCCUCAUUCCUGCUAUUUUUUUAGUUUCUAUAUAUAUAAUGAGCAAGCCAAAUCAAAUAUCAAACGGUGACUUACAAAUAUAUUUAGGAGUUUAUAUAGUAUUCAUUGUUUGUUUAGAAAUGGUUAUAAAAGUUAAGCAGUGCUUCAUACAUAAGAGUUCCCAAAAACACUCAGUUGCAAAUACUUCUGAUGGUUCUUUGAACAAUGCCAUAAAAAACACAUAUUCGUUUUUUUUUUUUUCCUUAAAAAAUAAACAUUUUAAAUGGGUAAAGACUUUCAACAUAAACAGACUUUUUAGGAGUGUAAAAAAUGAUAUAUUGAAGUACAGUGAUUUUUUUUUUUGCAAUACUUUAUUGUAAAGGUGUGGUUAUUUCCAAUCACACCCUUCACUUUUGUUUUUCAAAAAUAUAACACAGAUUUUUAAAUUAGAUUUUUAUGUAAAGUGUGGUGUCUGACACUGGUUCAUUUUAAUUUAAACUCUGCCCACAAGGAUUCUUUAUUUUAUUUUAUUUUAUUUAUUUAUUUUUACUAAACUUUGAUUAAACAGUCACAAUGUCACCUUGCUUACAGUAUUGCAAUAUAAUGCAAUCUUUUGUACCGUAACACCAAUAUAUAGCUAUAUAUGGUAUCGCCAAGUUCCUGCCAAUCUAUAACCCUACAAAAAAAAACAAAAAAAAAAAAACAAGGUGGGUCUUCUCUGGUUUUGCUCAUAGUGGUUCCUUACCUGUCUGCACAUUUUAUUGUUUACCUUGCCUCCUGUAUAUUCGAUUUUAAUUAAUCCAUCCAGAAUUUGUAAUGCCAAAAACACAGCAUACUGUAAUUUUAAAUAGUAAAUAUCUAACUGUGUAUCUAGCUAAAAAAUAUAUAUAUGUAUACAAAAAAACAAAACCUCUUAGUGCUAUUUUACUGAUUCUGAUUUAGCAAAGCGCACUGGAAUAUGUUGUUUGAGAUGGGAAGAACCGUGAUUGGGCUGCUCCUUUAAUUACGAUGUUUCUAUUGUAUAAUUUGCACAUGACUGUACUCUAUUGAGUCUCUACUGAGGGUCAUUUCACUGGAAACAAAUUAAUCCCUACAAACGAACCCCUCUAUUUUAUUUUAUUAUAAAAUGUGCACAGUUGUCGACUGUCUAGCAUUUGCAAUAUUAUUAAUGUUGUUUUUUUGUUUGUUUGUUUUGUUAUUUUAGAUCUUGUUUUUAAUUGUUGUGAAUAUAUCCAUAUGGUGCUUUUCCACAGCAUGGUGUCCACACUAUUUCACUUGACUUUACUCUUGACUUUAUUUUUUGCAUUUCCAUUAUGCAAAUUUGGUACCUGCUACCUGCUGAAACUGGGUUUAUUUUUAGUUAUCAGUGUAAACUUUGUAGAGUGCUAAUUCUUAUUCAUUCUGUUGAGUUGAGUAGUAAGUGUGGGUACCAUGCAGUGGUAAAGCACUAAAAUGUGCAAAGCGUGGCUUCUCCUGGACCAGGGUUAGGAAUUACAGUUUUAUGGCAUCGUUCAAGGAAUUGCUUAAAAAGCACCUUUAUUUGUAAAAGUGUAGGUUAAAAUAUAAUUAUUACAAGUCAAUAUUUAUGUAUACUGUAUUAUAUUCUAUAGUGAUAACGUUUAUGGUAAAAGUCUUUAGCAUGAAAACCUUUGUAAAUCUUUUUUGGCAAAACAAACUGACAUGAAGAACCACAUUUAGCUUAGUAUAUCAGCCAUUGUGCCUAGUCUGCCUAUACACCCCAGGCCAUGCACUGCCAAUGGAAGCAUGUAUUCUCAUUAGUCGUGCAAGAGCACCAGAACACUAGCUCGUGCUUUUAUUCAUGUUAGGUCAUUAUAUAACUGAUGAUGCCCGUCUCUUGGGGGUACAGGAACAUGGAAGAUUUUAGCGCUUUACUUUUUUUUUUUUUUUCUCUCCUUCUUGUCCCUGGUUACUGGCCUCUCUUACUCCUCAUUGUCAAAGGCAUGUCUUGAGACCCUCUACAUGCUGACCCAUUUCUAGCACCCAGUGCAUGAAAGAGAUAUUUUAAGCCAAAUCCUGCACAACCUUGAACUAGUGAGCCAUUUCAACUAGCACAAGUCCCAGCACUCUCCCCAGUGUGUCAAUAAGAGGGCAAAGAAUAAGGUCGUUCUGUUUUUUUUAUUUUUUACUAUUUUUUAUUUUGCCAGUAUUUUAUAUACAACAAAAAAAACUGAUUUGGUUUCACCCUGUUCAGUUUGCCCAUCAGGAAGGAAGACCAUAAUGCUGAUGAAACCAAAUGGCUGAAGCUAAGCUUUAGAAGUGAUUCCACUAUUGUAAAUUGUGUUUGUUGUAAGGAAGGACUUAGGGAUGUUGGGGUGUCGUGGUUAGUGACUGUGUAUCAGUAUAGUUUCUGUUGAGAUGUUAGAUGCUACCUCCUCCUGCUGAACCUUUUUUUUUUUAGUUGAGCUCAUACCUCAGACAUGAACUCUGCAGUAUUGGUAGUAUUGGUCGUUUGCAGAUCUGUUUAAACACAGGCUCCAUUUCUCGUAAUACCAAAUUAUGUCUACCAGACAUGCUAUUGGCUGUAUGUAAACCCAACAAUUUAUUUUCAUUUAUAUGCAUCUUUGUCGUUUUGUUAAUUUAAAAUGACAUUGGAAUUCUACUAAGAAUUAGGAAAUGUAGAGAUUUAUUGAAAAAAGAUAGAAGCUUAUUCAUUUCUUUCUAUGUCCCAGUCAUCUGAAAUGCCAUGAAGUUACCCCAAGACAGUCCAAGUACAGCCCAAAAAAAUCUGUUAUUCUAAUAAAACACAAAGCUAGAGGUAGAUGAGAUGGUAAAAAAUGUAUCUGAUAAAAUUUAAAUAGAUUUAAUGAUGUACAUACAAAAUGCAUAGAUAUUAUAUAUGUAUAGAUAUUUAUUACACUAAAAUGUUUUCACCUUUUAAUUAAGUUCAGAAAUCAAUAUUUGGUGGAAUAACCUUGGUUUUUAAUCACAGUUUUCAUGCAUCUUGGCAUGUUCUCCUCCACCAGUCUUACACACUGCUUUUGGAUAACUUUAUGCCACUCCUGGUGAAAAAUCAGUUCUGCUUGGUUUGAUGGCUUGUGAUCAACCAUCUUCCUCUUGAUUUAAAUUCCAGAGGUUUUCAGUUUUGUAAAACUAAAAAAAAUCAAUGUUUAAGUGGUCUCUUAUUUUUCCAGAACUGUAUUUAUUGCGAUUUUUAUUAUUUUUGGAUACACAGAGUGAUUUCGCUUAUGUCAUGACAUGUUGGAUCAUUGACCUUUUGGGUUUUUUUAGAUUGCAGAAUUUAGCCCUAUAUUUUAAUACAGUUUAAUCCUCUAGAGGAGGAGCCCUUGUAGGGAUUUUUUGUAAUUUAUCCUAAAGACAAAGACUGCCAGCAUGUAUUUUAUACAUACUGUUCAUAAUCUUUCACACACUCUCUCACUUUCAUCUCUCUCUUUCUCGUCCUCACUCUCCUGCUCUUGCUCUCUUGCCCUCACUCUUUUCUGACACCCCCCACAAAAGGGUUUUUAUAAAGAGGGCCAAGUGGUUGUUGGUUUACUUGUUGUUUGCUUGUUUUUUGUGUUUGCUGUUCACACAUGCUUACUCUGCACUACUCACUACAUUCCCUGUCAGCUCAUUUUCUCACACAUAAAUCAAGCAGUUCCUGAGGCACUCUUUCAAUCACAAGGCCAAGCUCAAGCACAUUCGUUUAAAUUAUGAGGACAAAUUAGUGUUUUAUAAUUGUCCUUUAUUAUAAGUUGUUUUUUUUUUUCUCCUUUUUUUCUCCUUUUUUCUCGGAUGUCCAAGAAGCUAAUGGAGCAUAGGUCUUGCACAUUAACCCACCCUUCGCUGUUUCUUGCUGUUUGUGUAUAUAUAGAGUAUCUGCAUGUGUUUUUAAUAAUGACAAUCGACUUUCCGCGCUAAUUAUUCCAUAAUUAGAAGUUUGUUUUUUCUUUGUUUGUUAUUUUUAGAUCUAGAUAUUUAAAACACCAGCACUUUAAGAUUAGGAAGGCAUCAAUGUAUAGGACAGUGUGAGGAAGCUGCUCCUCAAAGCUAUUAAAUGUUAAGCUAUUUACAUUUUCUUCCCCUCAGUUAAAAACACCACAAGUGCAAAUCUCUAAAAAUGACGAAUAUGUAUCAGUGUAUUUCCUGUUUAGACAGUAUUUUUAUUUUCUUUACUAGAGGAUGAUUUCAUAGUGGCAAGAUUGAUUUAGCAAAUUAUUCUAUUUUUUAAAUCAAUUUAAAUGUUGCUGUGAAAAGUAGAAGAAGUAUAAAAACACUUAUUGAAGCUUUUAGUAUAUUUAAGGUGAAAGGUCAAGCAUUAUUGAGGGCGUGUUUACACCAUCAUUCAUGUUACAAACAUCUGUUAAUGUCUUUCUGACACAGUGUCAACAGAAUCUGCUCAACAAAAACAGUUUAUGCAAUGUUUCGUAAAGCUGAUGUUCAUUGUGAACAAUAUCAUUAUAAUAUUGUUUUCAUAGUUCUAAUAAGAGUGUUAAUCUUGACUUGUCUGUCCAUUAAUUUACAUAUAUUUGUAUAGUUUUUCUUCAUUUGGAUGUGCAUCAAGCAGAAGAAAGCCAAAUAAUUCCCAAGUUCAUCCAACACUGUGUUCAUUCCUAUAUCAAGCAAGAUUUCCAGCAAAAAUCUACUCAUCAUAUUUGAAAUGCAGUUCAUGUUACUGAUAUAUAUCCAAAUAUUAAUUGGAUUUGAUUUGUUUUUGUUUAUUGUUAUUGGAAAAAAAAAGUUAAUCUGACCCAUAUUUUGGUCAGUCUGUCUAUAUGGUGGCGUAUUCAUGCUAGAAUACAUGUAAAAAAAAAAAAAAAGAAAACAAUAAUUUACUGCCAUCUACAGCAGCUACCAAGUGUAUGCCUACAGUGAUACUGAGUAAUCUACCUGCCACACUUAAAAUGUUACUGAUAUAGCCAAAUAUUAGUUGGCUUUUCCUUUUAUCAGUUUGUUUUUGUUUAUCCUGUGUUAAAAGUUGUGGAAUAAAGUUAAUUUGACCUCA
Messenger RNA from Astyanax mexicanus (Mexican tetra), 7955 nucleotides. It is a transcript of the gene lipeb, whose product is annotated as lipase, hormone-sensitive b. Gene Ontology annotation, cellular component: cytosol. Bases 94 to 2571 code for a protein of 825 amino acids. The record is from RefSeq and is a predicted model, not a curated record. NCBI's taxonomy places the organism in Eukaryota, Metazoa, Chordata, Actinopteri, Characiformes, Acestrorhamphidae. The transcript is spliced from 14 exons. Gene Ontology annotation, biological process: triglyceride catabolic process; cholesterol metabolic process. Gene Ontology annotation, molecular function: triacylglycerol lipase activity; sterol ester esterase activity.